This is a messenger RNA of Asterias rubens (European starfish), 1617 nucleotides long. RefSeq lists its product as uncharacterized. Bases 1 to 1617 code for a protein of 538 amino acids. The transcript has 7 exons. Gene Ontology annotation, molecular function: wide pore channel activity. NCBI's taxonomy places the organism in Eukaryota, Metazoa, Echinodermata, Asteroidea, Forcipulatida, Asteriidae. Gene Ontology annotation, cellular component: membrane. The record is from RefSeq and is a predicted model, not a curated record.
AUGCUACAGAUUGUAGGACUUUUUCUCCUACUCUCCGGAAGCCAGGGGAUACCUCUAGACCAAUCAGGGCCUCUCUCCACCCUCGGUACUGGAUAUAAUAUCCUCUUCGGGAACCCAGAAGGGGAUCCCCGGACCGGUCAUAUCGACCCCGGGGUGAAGACUACACGUCACAUCUUCGACUUUACCUAUGAAGAACAAAAGGUGUCCGUUGAUGGGCAGUUAGUGCCAGAUCAGGUGGCCUUUUCACAGCGACAGAGCUGUGUAACAUCUUCGUCUACCACUAUAUUCCAAGGAACCCGAAGCUACCAAGACGAACUAAAACACUACGUCUCACAAUUAGGAUAUAGUGCUAUCAGUCAAUCCACGGAUGUUGGUCAUCACGUGUUCUUUGAUGACGUCACAGUCUGCAACCUCGGUCGGGCCAGAUACGUCGACGAGCUCGCUCUCGCAGACCGGUUUCCACUCUCGCGUGAUUUCGUGGCAGACGCAUGCGCUCUGCCCGCAACCUUUGACCCGGUUGAAUACAUGAGGUUCUUGGAUACUUGGGGAACUCACAUCGUAGCCCAGGUUGACAUCGGCAGCAGAACUGUAAGACGGUCACAGGCGGACUAUACUACACUGGUUCAGUUUGCAAGGAAACUUGACGAUACAAGUUACAGCUCCGAUGGCAAAUACGCAACCAUUGAUGUCGACAGUCUCAAGGAGCGUCUGAGCGAGGAGCCCGCCCUCUUCGAUGACCUCGUGGAAACCAUGACCCUUGGCAGUAGUUCCCACGCCGAACCCAUCGCGGUUGGAUUGAUGGGUAUCGAUGAGGUACUCAGUAUUGAUUAUUGGCAGCUGAUGGAUCGAUAUGUAUCGGAGGGUCUGUGCUCGGAGGGUGAUGAGGCACUAUUGGCAUCGAAGAAGGGUCACUUGAAGGAGGCGAUGUCGGCCUAUCCAAGCUGGCACAAUGCCGAGAUGUCAUCCGAUCCAGUGGUCCAGAGCGCCAUCACGUGGCCGAUCGGCACCUACAGUCUGCCCAUGACGGAUAGCCUAUCCGGAUGUCCCAACUCUGCCUUUUUCUGGACGACCGGCCGGAGGUUCCAGGACACGCAGGAUUUAUGGGCGAACAACCAAUGGUCCGAUCCGUGCCAUCUCCCCGGUCCGUACGCCCGGAACAACGUGCAGCAGAACUUCUGCAGUAAGAUGGACAACUUGGUGACGGAGAGUGACCUGGACUGGGACGAGGGGGAAUACUGUAUAUUCAAGAAGGGUAUCUGCCCAUCUGGUUUCGCCGAAGGAUGGAUCAAAUGGGACGACCAGGACGCCCUCAAUAGCAACGAGGCGAGCGGCGUGCUCCCUGACGGCGUGUACGAUCACAACACCCUGAUCUACUUCUGUUGUCGCGAGGACGGCGAUCCAACCGUUCCGAUACUCCUCCCUACAGCGGAUCCGUUCUACCUGUUUCGGAAAAACGGCAAGUGCCAAGCGGUGGAAGGCAUGACCUUGAUUGAGGAAUGGUUCCGGUGGGACGGGGAGGACGACUUCGUAGACUUCACCAAGUACAGCGACGGUUCCGUCCCGUUUAUGGAUAGCCGAGACGACGACCACAAGCUCUACUACUGCUACUAUUACUAG